Molecule: messenger RNA, 1372 nt
Organism: Talpa occidentalis (Iberian mole)
Lineage: Eukaryota; Metazoa; Chordata; Mammalia; Eulipotyphla; Talpidae
Gene: CUNH22orf23
Product: chromosome unknown C22orf23 homolog
Exons: 7
Coding region: 190-858 (222 amino acids)
Source: RefSeq, a predicted model, not a curated record
UCGUUUCCAUGGUAGCUGGAGCUAGCUGCGGGCUCUAGUAGCCGGGAUCUCCGAGUGUCCCGCGGGGCGCCGGAGUGGGUGCCGGAGUGGGUCUCGGGGUGGAGCCGAGGUUCGGGUCUCUGCAGCCCAGCCACCGCUCUCCGUGGGGACGGGGGCACCCAGACGGGGUCUUACUUUAGGGGCCCUCUCAUGGCUUCCCAGGAGAGGGUGGAGGCAGUGCCCAAAGGAGCCGGGUUCUGGCGCUGCCCCAAGCCGGCCACAUACACUCCAGGGACCUGCGAGCUGCUCAGAGUGAUGAUGCAGGAGUCCAGAUUGACUAACUUCCAACAGCGCCACAUCAUGGACACCAUGAAAAGAGGAGACACGCUGCCCCUACACUGCAGCCCCACCUCCAGCCAGAGGGUCCUGCCUGCCAAGCAGCCAGCCUCCGCCAUCUACCUGCCCCCGAUCCUGGCGGCCCAGUCCCACCUCCGGCCUGCCAGCGUGUGCCAAGCCAACGGGGCCUACAACAGGGAGCAGUUCAAGCCUCAGGCGACCCGAGAUCUGGAGAAGGAGAAGCGAAGGCUCCAAAACAUCUUCGCCACGGGGAAGGACUCAGACGAGCGGAAGAGAAAGCCCCCACCCGUGCGGCACCAGGACCCGGCUCCCGAGCCGGACCGGUUUGAAGAACGCCUCCUCCCCUCAGUGGUGAAGGAGAUCCAGGAGAGGAAGGAUUUCCUGGCGGACAUGGAGGCCCUGGGACAGGGCAGACAGUACCGGGGGAUCAUCUUUGCUGAAAUCUCCCAGAAACUGCGAGAAAUGGAAGACAUUGACCGCCAGAGGAGUGAGGAGCUUAGGAAGGUCCUCACCAAGGCUUAGCCUGUCCCCAGAGAGGGCGCGGGGAGCCAGACCACCACCAAGGCAGCCUGCCCCCUGCCAAGCAGGGUUCCCCCCACCUCUCCAGCUCAGCCCACCCACCCUGGCCUGCAGCCAUGACACUGCCCCGGCCUCGGGGAGCCAGGCCUAAACAGCACCCUAGAAAAAGAACCACCUGUCAGAGCUGAUUCUCCUCAAGACUCUGCCCAGGGUCCGCUGAGACCCAUUCACAGGCUCAGAGACCCACACCCAACUCGGAGUCUUCUCAGGAAGGAGCUCUGCACGCUGGGAGAGCAAGGCCUGAGCUACACCUCCUUGGCCGUGCCUGAGAGUACCCAGCAGGCCCUCCGCCCACCCCUCCAGCCAGUGAGUCCUGCACAUCUGGUUUUCUGAACUUAGCAAUGAACAUGAUGCCUUUUGCUGCCCGUCUCAGGACCCACACAGCCUCUGGCAAAUGCUUAACCACCAUCAUUAACUGGUCAAUAAAACAUACUUAACAUUAAGUCAUUGCACACAU